AUGGCGCAUGCAUGGCUGGACUCGCUGUCUGAGGACUGGGUCUCCCAGCCGGGCGACAACUCGUCCGACAAGCUGCCGCCUCUGAAGAACAACAGCAACAGCAACACUCCAGACUCGAAGCCGCGCCAGCGACCGAGCCGAAUACCGCGCAGGACUCCCAACAGCAGACUGUCGAUAUCCUCUAUCGGCGAAACGAGCCCCGCGAUCCUGAGCGAACGCAGCGCCAGCGAGAUCAACGUUUCCAACCGGCGCCUAAACUGGCGCCUGUGUCAGCAAGUUAAGCAACGAGAGGCCUCGAACUCUACCGAGGGCUCCGUAGUCCACAAUAGCGUCCUGCGGAAGUCUACUGGGAGCCGAAGAAAGACCGAGACGCCAGAGUGGAAGCGGCGCCUGGUGCAUGGCAAGGUUGCCUAUGGCGAACAGCGCGACCUGUUUUGCUCCGCCGCCGAGGGCUUGCAGGGCAUGUUUCGUCCACCUUCUGCCGGCGGCGAUGCUGGCGAGACAACGCUGCCAUCGAGUCCACCUCAAGUCUCUGCACCUCCGACGAUAGACAAGGACCUAGAGCGCUACAUUGACGCCGCCGACGAGUCCGACGGACCGGCCGACAUUUCCCCAAGCCCGAGCCCGCGGCGGCGCGAGCGCGGCAUCCAGUACAGACUCAACGACCAAGACACGGAAAGCCCGUCAAUAGCAUCGCGACGCGCGCCGAGCGCGAUGACCGCGCCGCAAAGCGACGACAUCUACCGCGACGAGAGCUGUCUGACCGCUCCCGACGACGCGGCCAACAUGACGAGAAAAACAAGCGGCCAGACCGACACUCGAAACGAAGAUUUCAGCCCCAUAUUGAUUGGCAAGCACAGCAACGACGACGGCAAGGUCGGCUUUGCACCCAUCGACGUGCCGGUCGAGCAGCUCUGGCAGAAGCUGGAACGGCUGCGUGUCAAUCAGUUGCUUGUCGACUCGCAGCUCGAUUCGCGAGUGGACCUGGAGCCCAAACAGGAUCGCGGCCGAGACGAUCCUGGCCUUAGCGAUACCACGCAGGAGUUGGGACGCAAGGGCGCCUUUGUUAAUGUUCAGCGGGGUGGACGAUCUGGAGACGGUUCUUUCUACCAUCGCGGGCUCAGCUCGGAGAUCGGAGUCGACACAUCUGAGAUGCUCCCGGAGGAGUCCAUGCAAGCCAGCACGCCUAAACAGUUCCCAUCGGUUAGGGUCCAGGGGACAAACCCAGUGCCGACUCUCCAUCUGUCGCCGAGUCCGACCUUGCCUCGCGCACCGUUCCCCAGCCCCGAGAAGCGCCAAGCCCGAGACGCAGCGGCCACCAGUCCGCUGAAGCUGUUCGGCCCGUACGACACCUUUACGAACCAGACCUUGCUCCGACGCAUAAGCCAGUUCGAAGAGGCAUCUGGAAGCCCGUCGCGCCAGUCAAGCAUCUCGCAUGCAGACAACCCCAUUCAGCAGCCAUCACCGACCACCGACCAGGAUGCAUCGCCCCACGAGUUGAGGGCAAUCAGCCGCUUUGGAGGCGGAGACUUGGACGGAUAUUCGUUCCCCGGCGAUCUGUCCUACGAGUCGAGUGGGGAUUGGGAGGCUGCAGACAAGGAGAACGUCGCGCCUGCCCCUGGACCUUCUGCUCUGCCUCCAUUCUACGCGCCGCGCGAAUCCUCGCCUGAUCACCAAGCCGACUUGCAGGUGCGCAGACGCCGAAAUACAGGCUCUACACAAACCAGCCGCCAGGCACUCUCGUCGUCUACGGCCAGCAACCAGCCCUUCCCUGCCUUGCCCAGCGGAGCGCCCCUGUCGGCCUUCACGCCGAAGCGUGACGGCGACUCGGAAGGCAAACGGCCACGCACCUCACCGUCCAAGGACCCAACGCCCAAACGUCGACGAACACUGCAUCGGUCCGAUGUUGCCUUUGGCCGCGAGGAGCAACUGGCCGCGAUCGAGGGUGCCCACCAGCAAAUGCAAGAAGUCAUGGGGAAGAAGCGCAAGGAUGCCCGCGCCGGCGAGUUCCAAACGGCAGACCCCAGCGUUCUGGCCAUGCGCUCGAUUCUCUGGCCGCGGAGCCAUACUUCGAGCCCGCAGGCGUUGCCGCCCGUGAACCCACAGCUUCGUGCGCUGCAGGCGGCUGCCGUAUCCCCCGGGAGUGAGCCUUCCGAGACCGAGCGAAAGCCCUCGAUCCGAACACAGGACUUUGUCGACCAAGCAGCACAAAUCAUGGCCAUGAUUCGUAGCCAAGUCCGGCCGGACCUGGCGAGCCUUGAGGAGUCGGUCGCUGAGGGAGCGGCCGACAGCCCAAGAGCCCCGAUGACGGACCUAACUGACGAGUCUGCCGAGCCGUUUUCACGCCCCCCAAGCCGAGAUGGACAGCCCAGGCCUGCGCUGAACCAGUUUCAAGAGGAUCCAGACCUUGUGAGCCGCCUCAAGAAGUACCGGGAACGAAGUGAUGCGGGUGAUUUCAUCUCCUCCUCCUUCCGGUCGAUGGGGUUGGCAAACACUGGUGGCCAGAAUGAGACGGAGCGAAGCCGGCCCAUUGCGCCUGCGCAUUUGCGGUCGAACGGACCUCUCCCCGUCAAUGGAGACUUCGUCAGCGACUUGCCCAAUGUUCGAAUCACAUCCGCCGGGGGCCAGUCCCAUGGGCUCCUUAGCCCAAGCAAGGAGUUCCCUUCCAACUCUUCCAGUCGAGACUUUAGUAGAAACUUUCCUACCACAUCUUCACGUGGCUCCGAGUCACGACGCACCAUCAUGCCGGAGAGUGUCUCUCACCUGAUCCCGGACCGAGUCGGAAGCAUGUUCCUCGACAAGCAGAACAAGACAUGGAUCAAGCGCAAGGGUUCGACGUCUACUGCUGCGUCAGUGGACGCGGCGCGAUUCGAGGAAAGCGAAGAGGAUCCGUUUGCUAGCAUCCCGGAUCUCUCUGUCGACAUGACCAAGGAAAUGCAGAACCUGCGUCUCGGCGCCGCGCUCCGGGGGCCUGGGGCCGAGGAUGCCGACCACCAAGAAUCACCCGGAAGUCCGUUUGGCCAGCGAUCGCGUCAAUCAAGCAGAGGCUAUGGUACCUUGUCGCCUAAGGAUCGUAUUGGACCGCACAUGUCUCCACUGGCAAGAGGAGAGCUGGAGAGGCUGGAAGACCGUGCUGCCUCGGGCUCUGUUGCAUCUCAGGAUGUCGAAGAUCAAGACUCCGUCAUCUACGGCAGCCGUGACAACGCGGCGACGUCGAAAAAGAGAACUCUCACCAUUUCCUUCUCAUCACCGGUCGCUUCAAUCAUACACGACGUUGUUGCCGAGGAUCUGGAUAGCCUCGACGAUGAUCCCCAAGCGGCGUACGACAGGCCGCCUGUCAAGCAGUCACUCCGGAACACCAUGUCGAACAUGACGCGAGGCGCCUCCCAAGGUACAUCUCGGCCGAUGUCCAGUCGUGGAGCUGGCUUCGUGCCACGCCCAGUGUCCCGCAUCGACGAGCAGGACGAGGAGAGCACAGUCGAGAUACACCCAGAUGAAGACCGACAAGUCAGCAUCGUUGGUGAUCAUAGCGUCGUCAGCCACCGAACACCUCGCAGUCGGCACGCUAGUCUGAGUUUCAUAAUCAACCACACGCCAGGCCAUGGAGCGAUGCAAUACCAGCCAGAUGAGAGCGCCAUGAUCGGUCGCAACGUUGGCAAGCUUUCGCUGAGCCCUCUAUCGGAGUUUACUCUCAACAAUCCGGAGCAGUCGUUCGGUUUCGAGGUUAGCUACGUGAUGGGCCCGCGGCACAUGGCAACGGGCGACGGCUCUAAGAGAGUCUUGUCCAUGACGAUAAGAGAGCUUGUGGACAAACUUAGCGAGGUUGAGCCGUAUGAGCCAUUCUGGGAAGACCUGACGGAUCUCGAUCUGCAUGACAAGCAGCUCACGAGCCUGCACAUGCUGGACGAGUUUUGCGGCAGGGUCGUCAAGCUGGACGCCUCUCAGAACAAGCUGAAUCACCUCGAUGGCGUCCCGUCUAGUGUGCGACAGCUCAAAGUAUCGUGCAACAUGCUGACCGAGCUCACGUCGUGGGACCACCUCAUGCAUCUACAAUACGUCGACAUUUCUGGCAACGAGAUAAAGAGCCUCUCCGCACUCAAAAACCUGGUGCAUUUGCGCAGCAUACGGGCCGACGACAAUCAGCUUACAAGCCUGGAUGGCCUGGAUUGCCACGAUGGCUUGCUCUCGCUGAGGGCGCGCAACAAUUUGAUUGAGGAACUCGAUUGUUCCUUGACGUUGUUUGAGCGGCUGACAGAGCUGGACUUGGAGGGCAACAUGAUCCGCUCCAUUCACGACCUCGAGCUAUUGCCGGUAUUGUCGAAGCUGGUGCUGCGGAAGAAUUCCCUGUCCGAGUUCACGCUGAAGCGAAGCAUGAAGACGCUGCGCCAGCUGGAUCUGAGCGAUAAUGAUCUCACCAGCCUGGACCUGAGCAACACACCAAACAUUCAGUCCGUUCACGCCGACCGAAAUCGAAUCCGCGAGCUUACAGGCUUCGACCGGGCUAGACGGAUGGACAGCCUUUCUCUGCGGGAGCAGCAUGGCAACUCGUCUUUGGACAUGAGCUUCCUGGCCAGCGCUUACGAGGUCCGGAAACUCUUCCUUUCAGGGAACUACCUUGGUCGCUUCGAGCCAACAGUUGAUUUCCUCAACCUGCAGCUCUUGGAUCUGGCAAAUUGCGGACUGCAGGCGCUACCGGACAAGAUGGGGCAGCUCAUGCCGAAUCUGCGGACGCUCAACGUCAACUUCAACGCCAUUGCCGACCUAUCGCCGCUCCGAUACGUCCCAAGAUUGAAGAAGUUGCUCGCUGCAGGCAACAGGCUUGCAGACUCGACAGCCGUCACACAGCUCUUGGUCGACUUCCCACACCUCACGCAAUUGGACGUUCGGGACAAUCCGGUCACUCUAGGGUUCUACGCCCCGGUGCAGGUGCUGGUACCGACGGAGCGACAGGGCUCCUGCGACCCAUUCACGCUGCCAGACGCUGACGUGGAGCGGGAUGAGCUGUUUGCGAGCCGACUGGAUGAAGCGACAAGGCUGCGGCGGAGGCUACAUCACGUUGUGCUGGUCUCGAACUCUGAAGGCUUGGUGCCAAAGAUGAAGGAGGGUCCAGUGGCGCACUCGGAAGUAGCCACGGAUGCUGCCGCAGCUGUUGUACCCGACGAGCCAGAGAUGGGAAAGGAUGACGCUGCCGCCGUGGCAGCACAGCUGGAAGAAGAGAUGGAAGCCUCCCGGCAGAGAAACGAGAGCAGCCGCUGGAGCAUGGAGAACAGCUUCGCCUGA
Purpureocillium lilacinum is the source of this 5280-nucleotide messenger RNA. RefSeq lists its product as uncharacterized. The record is from RefSeq and is a predicted model, not a curated record. Lineage: Eukaryota; Fungi; Ascomycota; Sordariomycetes; Hypocreales; Ophiocordycipitaceae. Gene Ontology annotation, molecular function: protein binding.